AAGCACUUACGCUGCAGCACUCGGACCUCCGCCGUAGGUUCCGCAGCUUCACGGUACGCACGCGACGUUCCCUUAGCUUUGCCGCGCGGUGGUUUAACGGCAGGCAAAAGGCGCAAGGAUAAAGGCCCGCCGCGGGUUUCGACGGAGCCGAAUCGUUCAGUUCGUCGUGCGUACGACACGCUCGCGUUUCCACGACGAAACGAUGCUUUGGAUACCAAUGCACAGCAUACCGGAAAUCGAUCGCCGACGUCUGCACAUCUGUCUGACGUUGGCAAUCUGCGCAUUUUUCAUCGUCGACACGAUCGACGCCGCCACGAACGAAAGUAAGGACACGUGGACCGGAUUCACGACGUCAUGCACGUCGGAGGAUUCGAAGAACGUGUCGGUUUCUUGUCACGGAGUGCGAAUUGUACGGAAGAUUGUACAGCAGCUACUGGAGACCACCAACAAGGAACGGGACAUACAACUGUUCGACGGAAUAUCCUUGGUCGAGGUGCCUGGCUCUUCCCGAAAGGCCAGAGUUUUGAAGGGCUUCGGAGGUCUCGGACCCUUUUUACAGUUUCUGGAAGGCAGAGAACUGCGAGUCAAGCUGCCGUCUUUACUCCCACCGAAUCUUGAAACCGCUUUGAAGGAGAGUUUGCCUUCCGAAGCUGAAGCGAGAAAGAGCGAUGGCGGUUUUGGCGGCGGCGGCGGUGGCGGCGGCGGUUUUGGCGGCGGCAAAGGUGGCAAGAAGGGCGGUGGUGGUGGACUUUUGUUGAUGAUGCUUAUGAUGGGUAAAAUGAUGGCUGCUAUGGGUUUCGGCGCACUGGGUCUCUUAGCCAUGAAGGCGUUAAUGGUUUCGGCAAUGGCCUUGAUGCUGUCACUGAUUGUAGCCGUGAAGAAACUAGCGAGUGGUGGCGAUGAUCACGGCGGCGGUCACCAUGUCGUUUACGCGCAGGAAGUUGGUGGUCAUCACCAUCGCAAGAAGAGAUCAGUCGAAGACGUUGACUCCACGCAGUUGCCUUACAGAGGAUACGCUCAUCUUUACGCUAACUUGGGACCGUCUUGAUGCUUUUAAUCGUUAAUUGCACCAACCUCAGAGAUUGAAUUGGUCCUCCAGCUUCUCAACUCUCUUAUCGCUACUAAAGCGAACUUCUCAGAUAGAUACGACUAGAUACGACUACGUUGACAACAGCACAUUGACAUUACGCUCACGUAAUUUACAUUUCAGUCACAUCAUCAUUGUCCUCUUAUUCAUCGUCACAUUCAUUUAACGCAACGUUCAUCCUUUUCACAACGCGGCUUUCUUUAUAGUUUAAUAAAACUGCAAACGUCAGUUGCGGUAGGAGGGUUAAUAGGCGCUGGAAAAUGACUGAAGACGUGACGCGACGCGAGAUCAGUGACAGUGACAUUGACGAAA
Molecule: messenger RNA, 1399 nt
Organism: Trachymyrmex septentrionalis
Lineage: Eukaryota; Metazoa; Arthropoda; Insecta; Hymenoptera; Formicidae
Exons: 3
Coding region: 203-1048 (281 amino acids)
Source: RefSeq, a predicted model, not a curated record